Coregonus clupeaformis (lake whitefish) is the source of this 6977-nucleotide messenger RNA. It is a transcript of the gene znf318, whose product is annotated as zinc finger protein 318. Gene Ontology annotation, cellular component: nucleoplasm. Gene Ontology annotation, biological process: positive regulation of DNA-templated transcription; negative regulation of DNA-templated transcription. Gene Ontology annotation, molecular function: zinc ion binding; nucleic acid binding. The coding region runs from base 200 to 5920 and encodes 1906 amino acids. Lineage: Eukaryota; Metazoa; Chordata; Actinopteri; Salmoniformes; Salmonidae. The transcript is spliced from 10 exons. The record is from RefSeq and is a predicted model, not a curated record.
GGUCCAUGCAGGCCGGAAAUCGCAACACGGUGAGCGCUGCGUUCGUCAAACAAACUCAAAUAGCUACAUGGUAGUUGUAAUUUGUUGUUAUCACCCACUGCAGAGAGAUAGUAAGUAAUAGAAAACGGCAAUGUGUAUAAAAUCAAUGCGGUAGUAAGUGUCUGUAAUUGAUAGGGAAAGUCAAAUUUAACAGAUUAAUAUGUAUCGUGGUCGGCCUCCACCUCGAGGAGGGUAUCCUCCGCCGUACGAGGGCCGUGGUCCCCCGCCUGGCCGGCCGUAUCCUCGGCCUCCGUUUAGAGAAGAAAGAGGCAGGCCUAGACCGCCGUUUGAGAGUUACCAUGACGGUCCACCUCCAGACCCGUACAGGCGUUCUCCACCGCGUAGGAGGUAUCCUUCAGCCGGUUCAGGAAGUCGCAGAGGACCAGGCGGUGAAUACUGGGGCAGCGGCCCUCCCCAAAGAGAAAGAUCUCCAUCUCCUCCCCGUGGUGGCAUCCCCACUGACCACAAUCUGGUAAUCACUGUGGGCAAUGAGUUGACUGGACCACCUGGGGUAGGGCUACCCUCAAGAGACUACCCUCCUUACCUGCCAAAGAGGUCCAGUUAUGACGGCCCUGAUGACCGUGGCCCCAGGCGGCAGAGUCCCAGCAGGGGGAGAAGCCGUCCUCGUAGUCGCAGCCCGGGAAUUGGGGGACGGAGCAAGAGCCGUGCUCGAAGUCGCAGCCCUGCAAUGGGGGGAAGGAGUAAAAGCCGUGCUCGAAGUCGCAGCCCUGCAAUGGGGGGAAGGAGUAAAAGCCGUGCUCGAAGUCGCAGCCCUGCAAUGGGGGGAAGGAGUAAAAGCCGUGCUCGAAGUCGCAGCCCUGCAAUGGGGGGAAGGAGUAAAAGCCGUGCUCGAAGCCGCAGUCCUGCAAUGAGGGGACGGAGCAAAAGCCGUGCUCGAAGCCGCAGCCCUGAAAUGAGGGGACGGAGCAAAAGCCGGGCCCGAAGUCGCAGCCCUGAAAUGAGGGGACGGAGCAAAAGCCGGGCCCGAAGCAAAAGCCCUGAAAUGGGAGGGCGGAGCAAGAGUCGUCCGCCAUGCAGGUCCCGAAGCAGGAGCGGGAGUCGUGGCCAGAGCUAUGGUCGGGCCCGCAGUAUGAGCAGAGCACAGAGCAGAGCAAAGAGUGUUGGUCAACGCAGGAGCCGCAGUAUCAGUACUAGUAGCACCAGCAGUAGCAGGAGCAGCAGGGGAGAUGAUGAUAAGAUAAAGAAGACGAGCGGGUUCAAGGAGCUGGAGUUGGCCCGUCGCCGCAAAGAGAUGGAAGACAUACUGAAUAUUCCCACAAAGUCCAUCCUGAAGAGGCGCAUGGACUCUGAGACUGACUCCCCCUCAUAUGUGCAGAACAGUAAUUCGCCAAGAGUUGACCCUGCUGGUGAGGCUGAGGCAGAGCGUCUCCUCUCAGCUAUGAAAGGCAUGGACCCUAUCAUGUUGGCCACCAUGCUGGGGGAACUGAGGGAUGACCCGCACAUGGCCCAGGGUAGGCUGGACCCCAGUGGGAUUGCAGGGAUCCUUGACCUGUUGGGAGGUGCACCUGCACCGCAGGAGGAGAAAAAGAAGAGGGUACCAGACAUUGACGAUGAGGAGAAGUUCCUUUAUGGAGAUGAAGAUGAUGUAGAUCGGGGCAGAGCUCCAGCAGAAGCUCCCCGUCAGCACAGUCUGUCAGAGCUCUAUGGUGAUAUUAUGAGUGAGCCGGCACGCUAUGGCGCCUCACCGCACCUAGAGGGCCAUCCUGGUAUUGUCGAUCCGAGAAGCUCUCGUCAGCAACAGGUGGACAUGAGGUAUCGGCAUCAAAGCAGGUCCUCUGCCACCCCUGACCAUAAUAUCAAGGUUGAAGAGCCUAAUGACUACCCACCAGGAACAGGGCCACUGGAAGGGAAGGAGAAGCAAGACGUGGAGGAGUACGAGAAGAUCCAGGACCUCCUCAAAACCAUUGGGUUGGACCUGGGGGUGACGGAGAUCAGCAAGAUGGCUGCCAGGACUCAGGAGCGUCUGCAUGGAAAGAGGCCCCCUCCCAAAAAAAACUCCCGUCGACUUGGCAAGAGGCGGGGUUGCCGUGACUCUUCAGGAAGCUCAGACGGGAGCAGGGGCAGGCGUAGGAGCCACAGUGGGAGCAGCUCUAGCAGUCGUAGCCACAGCCACAGCCCGAGCCGGAGCAGCAGCCGUGAUGACAGCAGGAGCCGGAAGAAGUCACCCCCAUCUGACAGGCACAGCACCCAUGGGAAGAUUCGAGGCGCCAGAGAGGUGAGGACUGAGGACAGUAGCUGGGGGCAAAAGGCUUCACAAGCCCCUGAAACUACUCCAGUGCCACCCGCCCACCCAUCUCUCUCCAUGCCUGCCUACGCCCAAGCCCAGGCGCAUGGUCUGGUACCGCCCAACUAUCCACCUCCUGGCUAUGGGCAGUAUGGGAACUGGCCUUACAUGCCCCAACAGUGGCCCAUGUACCCACCUCCAUCUAUGGGCAUGCCGCCUCAAUCUCCCAUUGAAGAUUUUCCGAACGUCCCGCCUUUUGACAGACCAUACCUUAAAGUCAUCCAGCCAGAGUUGCACCAGGGGGGUGAUCGAAAGGCAUCAUCCAAUAUGGCCCCUCAAGAUAAUGGCAAGGACAGGAGGGUUUUAGAAGAGCGAAAUAAUGAAAGCCAAAAACAAAAGGUUCUUGAAGAACGGGAGAAACUGAGACGAGACAGAGAGAUCCGCAUGAAAAAGAAAGAUUAUCUCAUGAAGGAACUGGAGAGAUUGCGGAAACAGCAAGGGGAGCUUCUGCGCAAAAAGCGGCGUGAAAAGGAUGGCCAUAAGGACCCGUUACUGUCCGAGAUCAGUCGGCUGCAGGAAGAGGUCAUGACUCAGAUUGCUGAGCUCCGCAAAGAGCACGAGGUAGCAGAGAAGAAAAGAUCCGAGCUCGACAAGGUGGCUCUCAUUCUCGGUCUACAACCAACUGACAAGCCCCGGCGAGAGGGUAGGGCUUCUAGGGACCUUGAGCAGCCAACACACCCACCACCUCCAGAGAAGGAGAAGAAAAAGGAGCGUGCGCACAUCCGAGAGAAAUCACCUGUGGCCCAUGCCUCUGCUAAGGCAGCAUCAUCGUCUUCAAGAGCCUCUCCUGGAAAACCGAAGAAGAAAGCCCCCGCCAGUACCCAGCCUCCCGAGACUCCAGCAGACCUGUUUGAAUACUAUGAUGCUGGGAACCACUGGUGCAAAAGCUGCAAUGUCACCUGUGGUUCCAUGUUCGAUUUUUUCACGCACUUGCACAGCAAAUCUCACCGAAAGACUCAGGAUCCUUACAAUCGACCGUGGGCUUCAAGUUCCUCCAACAAUGAGAAGAAUAAGAUUCACUCUUCAGGAGAGAAAAUGACUAAACCUGCUAAAGGAUCUGAGUUUUUGGUGCCAGUGAGGGGAUAUUAUUGCCAGCUGUGCGAGGAGUUUUGCGGGGAUGCGAUUUGCGCUGAAGAUCAUGCCACGGGUCAAUCUCACAAUGAGAAAUACAAGAAACGAAUGUAUGAGUAUCCGCUCUACGAACAGAGAAGGAACCUGGAUCGUCAGGCUGGACUCACGUUGGAAGUUAGUGACAAAAAGCACUCUGAGCUUAAACGUAAACACGAAGAGGAAGAGUCCAAAAAGAGCAAAGAGAAGGAGGAAGGGAAACCUAAACGCAGCAAAAAGGACAAGGAAAAGGAGGAGGAGAAGUCCAAACACAAGAAGGAGGAAGAAGAGAAGGCUAAGCACAGCAAAAAGGAAGAGGAGGAGAAGUUAAAAUAUAACAAGAGGGAGGAUGAGGUGGAGAGGGCCAAGUACAGCAAAAAGGAGGAAGAAGAGAGGUAUUUGUACCGCAAGAGAGAGGAGGAGGAGAGAUACAAACAUGGCAAGGAGGGAGGAGAGAGGCCCAAGUACAGUAAGAAGGAGGAGGAGGAGCGAUACAAGUAUGGCAAUGAGGAGGAGCGGUUCAGAAAUCGCAGGGAAGAGGAAGAGCGGCUCAAAAACCGUAGAGAGGAUGAAGACAGGCCUAGGUUUAGCAGGGUAGAGGAGAGACCCAUGUUUAGUUGGAGGGAUGAUGAGCAGGAGGAAGAGGAAGAGCGGUCCAGAUAUGGUAAGUGGAAAGAGCCCAAUCCCAAAUGCAGCAAGAAAGAGGAGGAGAGGUAUAGAUCAGAGAGGGAGGAAGGGAAACCUAAGAAUGAAAAGGAGGAAAGACAAUCACGGAAAGAGAAGGGUGGGUGUCAAAGGGAGGAAAAGUCAGGAUCUAGAAAGCAGUCUGAGCCUGAGAAGCCCAGUGAGCCUCCAAAAGUGUUCUGUGGGCCUAAUCCAGCAUUGAGAGCAAAGCUGCGCAAGAAAAGUGAGGAAACUGCCAAAGUGGAGCCAAAGGCUCCAUCAACCUUCGGUAAGUUCAGCUGGAAAAAAAAACAAGAGAAUGAGCUUGCGAAGGAGGCAGAGAGAGUGGCUGCUGAGUUCCUGAAGGAAGAUGAGGUUGAAGAGGAUGACGACCCAGAUGCAUUUUCAAAGUCCUUGGCUGCAGCCAAGAACAUUGCUAUCAAACUGUCGGGGAAGACGGUCAUCUCCCCAACUAAUGCAUGGGUACCCUUCAACUCCGGGAAAAUACGCCCAAACCUCCCUGCUCCUUCCAUGGUCCUGAGAAAGCCCUCUGGACUUGGGCCCUGGGUAUAUGCUAAACCGGCCCCUCUCAACACCUUCCUCUCUAUCAGACCACCCGGUGCCAGUGGAGUGACUCCUCUUCCUGUCAUACAGAACCAGCCUAAAAAGGACCCGGUACUGGCAGCAGACAUCAUUUCCAAGGCGUUCUGUGGUGAGGAAGUAGAUUUGAAAAAGUCAGAAGAUGGUACCGAGAAGCCAGAUCCCACUUCUACACCAGACGAAAAGAAAGCUUCCACAACAGAGUAUUUUAGUCAAGGCCCCACAUCCACUCCUUCAGCAGUGAUGCCCGAGUUCAAGACUCCCCUGCCUCCCCUGACCAUGAUGACCAUGAAGUCUGAUGUAUCUGCACCAGGAGUCCCUGAGAGUGAGCAGAAUGUCCCUGUGAUGGUCACACCCCCUCCUUUCAUGCAGAGACCCCCAAGUGAGGUGAUGAACAAAUCAGAAAAGCCCAAGUCUAAUCUAGCUGCCGCAAAAGCCCAAGAUUUAUUUGACAUAUUUUAUAGCAGCAGUACCACAGCCAGUACCACAUCCAUCACCAGCACUGCCACGGCCACUAAAGCGGUCGUAGAGUCCAAAGCUGCAACAAAUGAUUCAAAGAACAGCGAAGCCUUGGAGACUACGGCCCCACAAACAGAGCAAACCCAACCCGAGCUUCCAGCUGUUGACAACAGUAACACAGUUGAAACCAACAAUCAGGAGUCAAUAGAGACUGAGAGUGGGUUUGACCCGCAGGCCACUAAAGCAGUCGUAGAGUCCAAAGCUGCACCGAAUGAAUCAAAGAACAGCGAAGCCUUGGAGACUACGGCCUCACAAAUGGAGCAAACCCAACCCGAGCUCCCAGCUCUUGACAACAGUAACACAGUUGAAACCAACAAUCAGGAGUCAAUAGAGACUGAGAGUGGGUUUGACCCGCAGGCCACUAAAGCAGUCGUAGAGUCCAAAGCUGCACCGAAUGACUCAAAGAACAGCGAAGCCUUGGCCCCACAAACACCACAAACCCGACCCGAGCUCCCAGCUCUUGACAACAGUAACACCGUUGAAACCGACACUCAGGAGUCAAUGGAGACUGAGAUUGGGUUUGACCCGCAGGCCACUAAAGCAGUCGUAGAGUCCAAAGCUGCACCGAAUGACUCAAAGAACAGCGAAGCCUUGGCCCCACAAACACCACAAACCCAACCCGAGCUCCCAGCUCUUGACAACAGUAACACCGUUGAAACCGACACUCAGGGAGUCAAUGGAGACUGAGAUUGGGUUUGACCGCAGGCCACUAAAGCAGUCGUAGAGUCCAAAGCUGCACCGAAUGACUCAAAGAACAGCGAAGCCUUGGCCCCACAAACACCACAAACCCAACCCGAGCUCCCAGCUCUUGACAACAGUAACACCGUUGAAACCGACACUCAGGAGUCAAUGGAGACUGAGAUUGGGUCUGACCCGCAGCCCAAGGAAGAGACUCCUGAGGAUGCCCCCGUACAACUGGAUAACCCAUCAGAUACUUUGGGUUUCUCAACAGAGACCCUGGAUCUCCCUACAGAAGUGCUGGGUUUAGACCUGUUUGAUUUUAAUCUUGAGUAACAAACUCCACUAGACAGCAGGCCGUUGGAGGGGGAUUUUGUUUUUAGGUAGUUGAUGGGAUUAGGGUGUACAUUAGACGGGAACAAGUAGUAACCCACACAAAUACUGCUGAUUCGGAAACUAAGCCCUGUUAACUUGGUGGCCCUAGCAGGCAGCUCAAAUUUGAAUGGAGUGAAACUUCCACUAAAAGACUUGACUUUUGUAUUAAGUGAUGCCUCUUCAGAACUUUAGAAGCUUGUUCUGCAAGCCUUUUGUGUUGAGAAUUAUACUUCUUCAUUCAUCAAAACCUUUCUUUACUUCUUAAAAGGUAAUGUACUGUACCAUGUUUAUUGAUUACUAUGGUUUUUGGUAUAUUCACCUUCAGACUCUUAAGCAAUUUGUUCUUUUCUCUUUAAAUGAUUGAAAGGUAUUUUAAUACAGGAACAAGAGAACUCACGUUUAAGAAGAAAACAGAAUUUGGUAAGGUAGUGCAGCAUGGACCAAAAGAUAUCUGAACAAUGCUUUCUUUGACAAUUGCACAAUGUAAUAUCUGUCACUCUUUACAGCACCCUCCAGAAAAGAAGAUGUGGAUAUAGAUACUCAUUAUUAUUUUUUUAAACUUUCCAUUGGUUCACUGACAGUACUAUGCUCAAUAUUAUUCUGUGUAAGUUAGUGAAAAUGUAAUAAAAAACUGGUUGUCCUUUACCUGUUGUUGCUAAAGUAGAGUUGAAAUAAAUUUCAGUGACCACAA